CUUCUAUCGAUCUGAUCGUGCAUUUCCAGCUCCCGGGCGCAACAAAGUCAACUCGUCACUAUACGGACUAGAGAGGGACCAAAGCGAACGGCCUCAUCGGUAGCCUGCGUCUCCGCAACGCCCCCGUGUGACUAGCCUUUCCGUUUCCGGCACUUGUCAAAGGAAAUCCAGGCACAUCCCACGUGGUGAUCGUGAUCUCAAUCAGAUUUCGCCCAUCAUGCCACGCCAGGAACGUCACCACAAAGAGCGCGUCGUCUACGACGAUGAUCCAUACUAUGACGACUAUGAGCGACCAAAGGCCUCGCGCCGUGUCUCUCGCAGCGCCCAUGAGCACGAAGCCAGCGGUGGUCACCGGCGCAGCACUCGCCGCCACGAAUCUUACAGCCCCGCCGGUCCCGUCCGCGCCCGUUCCGAAAGCUAUGGUCGGCCCCCUGCCCGAAGGCACGACACAUACCCUGAGUACUCUGACAGCGGGGACGACAGGCCUCGUCGACGAAGCCAUGGACAGAGCAGCAGCAGCCGUCGGAAGGAUAGCAAGACGUCUCGGUCCUCAAGGGUACCAGAGCGUAAUGACUCUGACAAGGCCGCGAUCAUACAAGCUGCUGCUACUGCAGCCGUCGUAGCGGGCGCAAGUGAGGCAUGGAGGAUGAGGAAGGAAAAGACAUCCUGGUCUCAGAAGGGAACGAGGAUGGCGACGGCUGCGGCGGGUGCUGCUGCCAUCGCGGCUUUCAACAAUAAUACCAACGGGCAGCAUGGCUCGAAAGACGGCGGUGGGAGCAAGAAGGAUACUAUCCAGGCUACGUUGGGAGGCUUGCUGGUGAACCGACUGGCAAACGGGGUUGGGAAGAAAUGAAGAAACAAAUAUACCAGGCGGACAUAGGCACCAGUGGAAAGCGCGAUAACACCGAAAAGCCCCCUCGUUGCCGACAUAUGAAGGGCU
Molecule: messenger RNA, 940 nt
Organism: Colletotrichum godetiae
Lineage: Eukaryota; Fungi; Ascomycota; Sordariomycetes; Glomerellales; Glomerellaceae
Exons: 1
Coding region: 218-853 (211 amino acids)
Source: RefSeq, a predicted model, not a curated record